AUGUUUGCGCUCGCCUCUUCCCGCGCCGUCGCGUGUGCGCCCGCCGCCGUCGCGCGGGCGUCGCUACAAGCCGCUCGUCCCGCCGGCCCCGUUUCGUUCGCGGCUGUUCGGACAGCCGCUCCCAGCGCGCUGCGAUCAGACCUCGUCUCUGCUCGCCCCGCCGUCUCCUUCCUCUCGUGCUCGCUCGCAGGUCUGCGCCUCUCCCCAGAGAGCUCUGGGCGCCUGGUGUUCCCGGUGUCAAGGGGCUCUCGGCUGGUGGUGCGGGCAGGAGGCACCAGCAUUGGCUGCACCAAGCGCCACGCCUCGCGCAAGAAGCGUGCCAGAGUGUCUGGUUACCGCGCGCGUAUUGCCACCAAGGAUGGGCUCAAUGUGCUGAAGCGCCGCCGCGCCCGUGGCCAGGCGAGCGUGGCAGCGCUAGCGAAACAAAACAUCAUUGUCGACGGAUCCGUCGGUUUCGCCACCCCUACGGACGCGAGAAACUGCCUGCGCAACUUCCGCUUCCGGGCAGACCGCGACAUCCCCGCUUUAGACACAAUCAUUAACGCGCUCGACAACCAUUACGUGUACAAGCACCUCGCGGUAAAAUCACCCGACCCGAAGCUCCCGAGCGACGUGGAUAUCAUAACGUAUCUAAAGUCGAUUCGCGAAACGGCGGAGCAAGGCGAGGGAAUUAACAGUCUCCUGCGCUUCCACUCUCUUAUCUUCCGUGCGAUCGACUCGUUGAACGACGGCCAUACAUCCAUGACGAGCAAUUGCUUCCAUGGCGUCGGGCUCUACACUCUCCCUCUGCCGCUUGUCUCCGUGGUCGAAGACGGCGAGCAGAUCAUCCGAGUCGGGAGCAUGGAAUUGCUCCGCGGGCGCCCGGACCUUAUCGCGCGCGGGCUGUUCGGAUUCAACUUCUCCCGCUACGAGGGCAAGCGGGUUGUGACUAUAGAGGGCGAGCCGGCGCUCCCGUUUAUCGCGCGGUGGGCGGACAAGUACGUGGGGACGUUCCGCAGCGCGGGCGCGCGCUUUAACGCGGCGCUGGCGCACCGCACGGUGAAGGGGCUGGGGGAGAUCGACGGGAGCCAAGGCGCGUUCACGGUGCGGUCGAUUCCGCCGCGGAAAGACGCGCUCGUGAUGCAGAUUCAAGUGAACCGCGCCGCUCCCGCCGAGCGGGUGGUGGUGCCGUGGAUCGCGGAUUUCCCCCGAGGCGCGUUCAGCGACAGCCGCAGCUACUGGCUCGCCUUUUGCCGGAAAGCGGGGGAAGGGGAGGAAGUGGGGGGAAGCACCACGGAAGGUUCCGCCGCUGCUGACGGUGGUGGUGGUGGCGGUGGUGCCGCUAUUGAUGUUGAUGAUAUCAGUAUUGUUAGUGGAAACGCUAGUGGUGAUAAUAACGGGAGUGAUAGUAACGGGGGUGACAAGCUGGCGAAGGAAAAGGGACAGUUGGGUAUCAGCAAGGCAGGUGGGCUUAGAGGGUUCUCCGUAGCAGUAGGGCCAGCAGGGCCGAAGAAGCGAGUGCCUAUAGCGGAUGCGACUGUAGUGGGUAUGCUUGCGCCAAGGCGGGAUCUGGACCCACCACCGCUGAGAAGGGGGAUCUGUUUGCUGCUGCUGCCGGAUGAAACGGCGGUGGUGUGGCUCCACACGUUCAGCACCAAGGGAUUGGAUAUCUCUGCCACGGGGCUCACUCCCUCACAAUAUCUCUACGCUGAAUCAAUGAGGGCUUUAAGCCUUGCCACAAGGCGUGGCAAGCGCAUUGUGCUGGACGUGCGGGGGAACAGUGGAGGCAUUAUUCAGACUGCCUAUGGAGUGGUGAGGGCGUUAGCCGGGCCUGCUAAGACCCCUCCCGGGCAGCUGCAGAUGCCGCAGCAGCUGAUGAUCGGAAACGACUACACUGCGCGACUCAUUCAAAGUAGCAGUACUUUCUUUUAUAACGCGUCGAAUUACUGCAACGUGGCGGAGAGCGCUGGGUUGAAAGGACCGGCGGAUUUCGGGCCGUUUCAGGAGAUUCAGUACUCGGAGGACGGGCAGGCUGGAAAUUAUUCUGCCCGGGUGAAGCUGACGGAGAUGCUGACGCUGUACGACCAAUCGGAUGAUUUCAGCGGGCUGCCCAUGGUGGUGGUUUCUGAUGGAACCUGCUUCUCUGCCUGCGCAGUUUUAACUCACAUUUUAAAACGGAAAUUCAAUGUUCCCAUGGUGACUGUGGGGGGCCUCAAGAAUCGGCCAAUCGCAGUGAGCUCGUCGUGCCUAGGUGGCACGCUAGGGUCACUCGACUACGGGAUCUCGCUGCCACUUGCCGGCACGCCAUUGGCCGACGAUCCCCGGGCUACCAAGCCUUUUAAAAUGCAGGUCGACCUGGCGUUUGCCAUGCUGCAGGCAUACGGGUCUGAGAAAGCUGACAGUCAAGGAGUGGAUAGAGGAGCGUCUGCCAAUCAAGAAAUUCCGUGUGAAUUUGAUUUCUUGGAGGCGGAUGCGCACAUUGAUCUGACAAUGGAGAUGGUAGAGUUUCCCAAAGUGCUUUGGGCUGCCGCGGCUGCCCUGCUUCAAAAUGGAAUGAGAUGA
Messenger RNA from Closterium sp. Yama58-4, 2541 nucleotides. NCBI's taxonomy places the organism in Eukaryota, Viridiplantae, Streptophyta, Zygnematophyceae, Desmidiales, Closteriaceae. The record is from the annotation of a GenBank genome assembly.